This is a messenger RNA of Condylura cristata (star-nosed mole), 6125 nucleotides long. RefSeq names its product protocadherin 10 (gene PCDH10). The record is from RefSeq and is a predicted model, not a curated record. Gene Ontology annotation, molecular function: calcium ion binding. Bases 719 to 3835 code for a protein of 1038 amino acids. Lineage: Eukaryota; Metazoa; Chordata; Mammalia; Eulipotyphla; Talpidae. Gene Ontology annotation, cellular component: plasma membrane. Gene Ontology annotation, biological process: homophilic cell-cell adhesion. The transcript has 5 exons.
CACGCUGCCCGAGGGGCGGGCGGCCGGGCGAUGGACACGGCGAGGCGCGCGCCCCCCGGAGCCGGGAACCGCGGCUAGAGCGAGCGGGGGACCAUGCCAGCCUGCCCAGCCUUCCGGGGAGAGGAGGAGAAUCAAAGUUUGCUGCUGCAGAGCCGCCCUCCGCUCCUCCGGCGCCGAAUCCGCUCGCCGCCCGUGAGCCCUUUCGCAUCUGCCAGCCUGUGACAUUAAGAGGCAUGUGCAGCGGCGCCAGCAGGCUCUCCUCGUCCUCCUCCUCCUCCUCUGCUUCCUCCUCCUCCUCCUCCUUCUCCUCGUCCUCCUCCUCCUCCUCCUCCCAUCAGCAAGAAGACAAGCCGAGGACAGUCUUGAAAUAUCGAAAUUUUCUCCUCGGGAUUUGCCAGCGCCGCGCUGCGCCAAGAUUGUCGGAAUAAAGGACGCUGAUGAUUGUCUUAUUAUCUUAUUAAUUGGUCAGUGGGAAGAUUACAGAUGAGGAGAGGGGAUGCCUGUCGCCCAGCCUGCGCUAAGGUUGAAGAACGAGGCUGAACUGGGGCGGGGGGAGCCCUAGAAUGAAGCGAAAGGAACAGGAUUUUUAAGGACAGAAGGCCACGGGAGCCCCCACAUAGCGCACUUUUAUUUGUCAUUUUUAAUUCUUCUCCGUGGUGGCGGGGAGGCGACCGGGUGGCUGACAGGCCGCGGGAAGCUGCUUCCUUUCCCUUUGGAGAUGAUUGUGCUAUUCUCCUUAGCCUUGCUCUGGACGGUGGAGGGGGUCUUCUCCCAGCUUCGCUACACGGUGCAGGAGGAGCAGGAACACGGCACUUUCGUGGGGAAUAUCGCCGAAGACCUGGGCUUGGACAUUACAAAACUUUCGGCUCGCAGGUUCCAAACGGUGCCCAACUCGCGGACCCCCUACUUGGACCUCAACCUGGAGACCGGGGUGCUGUACGUGAACGAGAAGAUCGACCGCGAGCAGAUCUGCAAACAGAGCCCCUCCUGCGUUCUGCACCUGGAGGUCUUUCUGGAGAACCCGCUGGAGCUGUUCCGGGUGGAGAUCGAGGUGCUGGACAUCAAUGACAACCCCCCCUCCUUCCCGGAGCCGGACCUGACGGUGGAGAUCUCGGAGAGCGCCACGCCGGGCACCCGCUUCCCGCUGGAGAGCGCCUUCGACCCGGACGUGGGCACCAACUCCCUGCGCGACUACGAGAUCACCCCCAACAGCUACUUCUCCCUGGACGUGCAGACCCAGGGGGAUGGCAACCGCUUCGCCGAGCUGGUGCUGGAGAAGCCGCUGGACCGGGAGCAGCAAGCGGUGCACCGCUACGUGCUGACCGCGGUGGACGGGGGAGGCGGCGGGGGCGGAGGCGCCGAAGGCGGGGGAGGCGGCGGGGGCCUGCCCCCCCAGCAGCAGCGCACGGGCACGGCCCUGCUCACCAUCCGAGUGCUGGACUCCAACGACAACGUGCCGGCCUUCGACCAGCCGGUCUACACCGUGUCCCUGCCCGAGAACUCGCCGCCCGGCACGCUGGUGAUCCAGCUCAACGCCAGCGACCCGGACGAGGGCCAGAACGGCGAGGUGGUGUACUCCUUCAGCAGCCACAUUUCGCCCCGGGCGCGGGAGCUCUUCGGCCUGUCCCCGCGGACCGGCCGGCUGGAGGUGAGCGGCGAGCUGGACUACGAGGACAGCCCGCUGUACCAGGUGUACGUGCAAGCCAAGGACCUGGGCCCCAACGCCGUGCCCGCGCACUGCAAGGUGCUGGUGCGCGUGCUGGACGCCAACGACAACGCGCCCGAGAUCAGCUUCAGCACGGUGAAGGAGGCGGUGAGCGAGGGCGCGGCGCCCGGCACGGUGGUGGCCCUGUUCAGCGUGACCGACCGCGACUCGGAGGAGAACGGGCAGGUGCAGUGCGAGCUGCUGGGGGACGUGCCGUUCCGCCUCAAGUCCUCCUUCAAGAACUACUACACCAUCGUGACCGAGGCGCCGCUGGACCGCGAGGCGGGGGAGUCCUACACCCUGACCGUGGUGGCGCGCGACCGCGGCGAGCCGGCGCUCUCCACCAGCAAGUCCAUCCAGGUGCAGGUGUCCGACGUGAACGACAACGCCCCGCGCUUCAGCCAGCCGGUCUACGACGUGUAUGUGACCGAGAACAACGUGCCGGGCGCCUACAUCUACGCCGUGAGCGCCACCGACCGCGACGAGGGCGCCAACGCCCAGCUCGCCUACUCCAUCCUCGAGUGCCAGAUCCAGGGCAUGAGCGUCUUCACCUACGUGUCCAUCAACUCCGAGAACGGCUACCUGUACGCCCUGCGCUCCUUCGACUACGAGCAGCUCAAGGACUUCAGCUUCCAGGUGGAAGCCCGCGACGCCGGCAGCCCGCAGGCGCUGGCGGGCAACGCCACGGUCAACAUCCUCAUCGUGGAUCAGAACGACAACGCCCCGGCCCUCGUGGCGCCCCUGCCCGGGCGCAACGGGACGCCGGCGCGCGAGGCGCUGCCCCGCUCGGCCGAGCCGGGCUACCUGCUGACCCGCGUGGCGGCGGUGGACGCGGACGACGGCGAGAACGCGCGGCUCACCUACAGCAUCGUGCGGGGCAACGAGAUGAGCCUGUUCCGCAUGGACUGGCGCACGGGCGAGCUCCGCACGGCGCGCCGGGUGCCGGCCAAGCGCGACCCCCAGCGGCCUUACGAGCUGGUGAUCGAGGUGCGCGACCACGGGCAGCCGCCGCUGUCGUCCACGGCCACCCUGGUGGUGCAGCUGGUGGACGGCGCCGUGGAGGCGCAGGGCGGGGGCGCGGGCGCGGGCGGGGGUGCCGGGGAGCAGCAGCGCCCCAGCCGCCCGGGCGGCGGGGAGACCUCGCUGGACCUCACCCUCAUCCUCAUCAUCGCGCUGGGCUCGGUGUCCUUCGUCUUCCUGCUGGCCAUGAUCGUGCUGGCCGUGCGCUGCCGCAAGGAGAAGAAGCUCAACAUCUACACGUGCCUGGCUGGCGAGUGCUGCCUGUGCUGCUGCGGCGGGGCCGCGGCCUGCUGCGGCCGCCAGGCCCGCGCGCGCAAGAAGAAGCUCAGCAAGUCGGACAUCAUGCUGGUGCAGAGCGCCGGCGCGCCCAGCAACCCGGCCCAAGUGCCCGUGGAGGAGCCGGGGGGCUUCGGCUCCCACCACCACAACCAGAAUUACUGCUACCAGGUCUGCCUGACCCCCGAGUCCGCCAAGACCGACCUGAUGUUCCUCAAACCCUGCAGCCCGUCGCGGAGCGCCGACGCCGAGCACAACCCCUGCGGCGCCCUGGUCAGCGGCUACGCCGACCAGCAGCCCGACAUCCUCUCCAACGGCAGCAUUUUGUCCAACGAGACCAAACACCAGCGAGCAGAGCUCAGCUAUCUAGUUGACAGACCUCGCCGAGUGAACAGUUCUGCAUUCCAGGAAGCUGAUAUAGUGAGCUCUAAAGACAGCGGCCACGGAGACAGCGAGCAGGGGGACAGUGACCACGAUGCCACCAACCGCGGACAGUCGGCUGGCAUGGAUCUCUUCUCCAACUGCACCGAGGAAUGCAAGGCGCUGGGCCACUCGGAUAGGUGCUGGAUGCCUUCCUUCGUCCCGGCCGACGGGCGCCAGGCCGCCGACUACCGCAGCAACCUGCACGUGCCAGGCAUGGACUCCGUCCCCGACACCGAGGUGUUCGAAGCUCCGGAAGCCCAGCCCGGGGCGGAGCGCUCCUUCUCCACCUUUGGCAAAGAGAAGGCGCUGCACAGCACCCUGGAGAGGAAGGAGCUGGACGGACUGCUGUCUAAUACACGAGCGCCUUACAAACCACCAUAUUUGAGACUGUGGCGAGCCCUCCUCGGAUAAGCGCCUCCUCCGUGCUGCCUUCAUGCCCAGCGGUUAGUCUACUUCGCGUUGCCAAAAAAUCACACUUGCCGUCUCCUGAUCUAACCUUCUUUCCGCCAACUUUUAAGCCUUUGAAAUCGCCCCCCAGCUCUCCUGUACCCUAGCAGAGAGAAGACGGCAGCCCAUCACCUUUGCUAUUGCGGUUACCUCUCGCCGGCUCUUAGGCAGGUGUCCCCGAGACUUGUCUUGCUGGAGUCCUUUCUCUCUGACCACUCCCCAUGGUGAGCUGCCCGCGUUGAGCUGCUCGAGACUGCAGAGGGGGCUCUGCUGAGACUUUCCUCUUCCGGCCCAGCGAGGCAUCGGCUUUCAGGGGCACCGUGGUGUGGGGAGAGCUGGGGAGGGCUCGCAGCGCAGGGCCUCGGGUGCCUGCCCGUCCUCUCCGGGAGAGGCCCCCGAGGGUUUCCCCUGGGAUUUAGCCCCAGGAACGGCACCCACCUGGCAGUACUUGGGCAUUCAUGUGUUGCAGCCCGGAUCAAGCAAGUCCAGGUCAUUGACAGUUCCAUCCCAUAGUGCUGACCGUCGUGGACUGGAUGGGCAUCGUUUUCAGGAUUUUUUUUCUGUUUUCCUUUUUGCUUCCAUUUUCAAGUAAUAUCCUCUUUCUGAGUUUUUGAUCCUCUCAUUCUUCUUUAUAAGAAUACAUUUAGAUUCCUGAACCUCGCUCAUUUCCUUAUUUUAUUACUUUAUUGCUUUGGGACAAAUCUCAGGUCGUCAAGUCUCACCAGUUUUUCAAUUUUUUGAUUCAGUUCCUUUAUUCAGGAAUUAAAAUAGUUUAUUCACCUCAACUCUGUGAGCAAGGAACAGAUGGUAACUUGGGAUUGGGAAACAUCUCGAAGCCCAGUUCAUAUAUAUUUACUGUUAGAAGUUACUGUUCACUGAGCUUUACGUUUUAAUUCAUGGAGGAAUGGGAAUCUGAUCACCCUUGGUAUCCUGACUCCAGUCAUGGGUGAACGUGUCCCAUUUCUUUUCCCUUGGUUGGUGUUUAAUGAUUUACCUCAACUAAUAUAAUUCAAGGAAAGGUCACUAUGGAAAUCCUUCUGAGGUACAGACAUAAAGCAGUUCAUUUUACUUCCACCUCUAUCUGGCAGUUUCUGUAGGCACUUUGGGAUUUGGUCUAUUGAGAUGCGAGUGCUUUCGUGUGACUUACCACGUGUUACUCAAAACGUGUGCCUUCGGGUACAUGGGGACUGCAAACGCCCCCUGCGGCCUCGGUGUGUGGAGACUCAUUACUCAGCGAGGCGUUUCAUAAAUGCUACAUAGCUGCGUGCUGAAAACUAAACGCUGUUUUUAGAGUUUUCACAUGGUCUUUCAUGCUGUGGUGACAUUCUUAGUCAUACCCCAUCUACAUGCAAUUUUGGAUAUUUCUAGGCCAACUUUCUCCUUUUCUUCCAUUUUUUUAGUGUUGAACUAAUAGCAUUUCCUUGUAGAUGUAGCCACAUGUUUUUAUAUGGGAGGUCGAUUUUGAACUCAUUCAAAACAUUGAAAUGAAGUUAACUAGUGAGUUUUGUAAAAUGUGCUAGAGUUUUUCAAUUCUUUGAGAUUUUAAAGACUUUGCAAUUCUUUUGUUCUAAGAACAUAUUUUAUAUCCUAAGGAGGAGUUGAUUGGUUUCACAUCUUAACUCUCUGAAAAAUGUUAAUUACUCAUCUUUCUUAGCCUAUCUUUGAGUCAGUUUUUCUUUUAGAAAUUUUAGUGAUUAGCAGCUCUCAUAACUUAGCUCUGAUUUUUAAACCUUUUAUAUGACUAGUAGGUAUGUUUUCCUCCAUUUUAAUCAGUUUUGUCUUAUUUAGCUCCACGUGGGAAGUAUUUAUUUGCAUGUUAUCAAAUACUAAUUUUUGAGUUCACAAAUGUAUGGUUAAAAUAUUAUACAUUUAAAGAUAUACAGGAAAGACCUAAUGAGCAAAGUAAUUUGUAUCUUUAGCCAAUGGUUGGCACACCUUUGAAUGUGAGUCUUCAUUUGUUAUUUACAGCAGUCUGUUUUGUGCAUAGUUUGUAUAUUACUGAGUUAACAUUUAGCAUAUUAAUAUCACUUAUAUACCUCGUUUUAUAUCACAGAUCAUUUGCCCCCUCUUUCUUGUUUUGUACAUUGGAAGUAAAUCCAUAGAAUCACUUUUCCAUCAUGUCAGCCUAACAAAGGAAGUUUAUCAAUUAAGAUAUAAAUAGAAUUACUCAAUGGGAAAGAAAAUCUACUUGAGUAUUUUGUCCUGUCUCAUCAUAUUGAAGAUUUAUUUAAAUUUAUGAUCAAAAUUUAAAUGC